AUGAGUUCCACCAAAAGUCAUUUCGCGCUUCUGAAGGCGAUUUUGGCUAGCAUUCCAUUGAUUUUGAAGACCGUUAUUCUACAUGGCGCGCAAAUGUCCCCCGUGAAGGGGAAACAGGACCUCCGCACCGAGUUGACAGUCACUAUCAUCCGCUCAUUCCUGUCAGCCAGGGUACCGCUUGGCAAAACCCAGAGCGAUGGCAUACGUGACCCUGGCGUCAAGGGUCCCAUGUGGAUAUCCAAGGUGACCCUCCCGCAGCCUGAGGAUGACGUCCGCGAUGCAGUCCUCCGCGCCAUUGAAGAUUUGAAGACCGGCAACGAGACCUAUGAUAUUCCUGAAGCCACCCCCGUCGAAGGCGAAUGGACAGGGUACCGCGCUGGAGUGGGAAAGCAUACCGCGGAGCCCGAUCUCUCAGAAGAAGUGAAGUAUGAAAGACUGCGCGAGGAGUCCCCAUCCGACAUGACGGUCUUGUACUUCCACGGAGGCGCAUACUUCCUCAUGGAUCCAUGCAGCCAUCGCGUGCCCCUCGCGCACCUAUCGCGCUUGACCAGCGCCCCCGUCUUCUCCGUCCGAUACCGUCUUGCGCCUCAGAACCCUUUCCCGGCCGCCCUCGUCGACGCCCUCACUGCAUACCUCUCUCUCCUUCACCCGCCCCCGGGCUCGCUCCACAAGCCCAUACCAGCCAACAAGAUCAUCUUCGCUGGCGAUUCCGCAGGCGGAAACCUGUCUCUCGUUCUUCUCCAAACACUCAUGACCCUUGACCGCGCGUCCCACACCAUUCGCUUCCAUGGCAAGGACGUUCCCAUCGAACUGCCGGCAGGCGUGGCAACCAGCUCGCCAUGGUGUGACGUGACGCGCUCCAUGCCGUCGUGCUAUAAGAACGCAUACCUCGACUACCUCGCACCCCCAUCUCAACCCUCCGACGAUACUCCAUUCAGCACGAUCCCCUUCGUCCCAGACGACGUCUGGCCCGUGUCUCCGCCUCGCGCGGACAUCUUUUGUAACUCCAGUAUCAUCUGCCACCCAUUGGUAUCUCCGCUCGCAGCCCCGGCUGAACUCUGGAAGAAUGCGCCGCCGAUUUGGAUAUCUCUUGGCGAGGAAGGCCUCACAGAUGAAGGUCUUAUUGUGGCGCGUCGUCUUCACCAGGCUGGUGUGCCCCUCGUCGCAGAAAUGUUCGAGGGCAUGCCGCACUGCCAUGGACUGCUGAUGUUGGGAACCCCGGCGAGCCGCCGCUUCUUCGAGGGAUUUUCUGGGUUCUGUCGUGAUGCGGUUGCCGGUCGUGUGAAAUCGGCCGGCACUCUCACGUGGUUGAGCUUCAAGUUGCAGUCGUCCAAGGACAUCCCGAUUGAGGAAGCUUGUGCAACCAGUGAUGAACAGGCGCAGACUCUCAUGCAGAGAAAUGCCGCUUGGCGAUUGAAGACGGAGGUCGAGAUGCUGAAGGAGUGGCAUGCGAAAGCAAAACUAUGA
Penicillium soppii is the source of this 1467-nucleotide messenger RNA. RefSeq names its product Alpha/beta hydrolase fold-3. Lineage: Eukaryota; Fungi; Ascomycota; Eurotiomycetes; Eurotiales; Aspergillaceae. Bases 1 to 1467 code for a protein of 488 amino acids. Gene Ontology annotation, molecular function: hydrolase activity. The transcript has 2 exons. The record is from RefSeq and is a predicted model, not a curated record.